CCUUGCACCUCACACUCACACCAUGGUUCGCUACGUUGCCUCGGUCGAUGCGCUAGCUGUUGCGGCAGCGAAGGAUGCGGCUCUGCCCAAGGUUGUCCUCAUCGGAACACAGGAGACGCCUGGUCUUGAACUUAUCACUCGCGUCGUGGUACGCCUGACUGGAUCACCCGUGGACCCGGUUGCCGCGCAAAUCCUGGCGCAUGCCGUCAUGGAACUCGCGCCCACGCCUGACGUCUCGGCCUCGACACAUGUCUAUCUUCCCGUUGGAAAUGGAAAGACUGACGUCGUGAGCGUGACUGUGGCUCAACUUCCGACGCAUGUAUCCCGCUACAACACUCCCGCUCGUCCGCAUGCGAUCAGUGAACUCGUGAAAGCGAAUGCAUCGUCUGGCGCUGUCGUGGUUGCGCUGUCGUUGCCAGACCACGACUUUACCUUCGAAGCCGCGGCGUUUGGUGUUGCAAAGGGAAUUCCGGCGUAUGCACACAAGAGCAACUCCCCUUUCCGUGGGGUCGUCACCGACGGAUUCGCCACGUCGUUUCCGCCAGACGACGUACAAGUCGUGUUCCAUGAAGCCCUCACGGAGUGUCAAGUGUCUUACUUGAACCAUACAGCGGCAUCCAUUCACUUGACCCAGCGUCUCGUGGAUGCUCCGGCGAACGAACUGAACACGGACACGUUUGUCGCAGAGGCCCGUGCUGUUGCCGCGCGCACGGGAGCAGCCGUCAAGGUGAUCCGUGGCGAAGAACUGCGCGAGCAAGGCUUUGGCGGGUUGUAUGGGGUCGGCAAGGCGGCGGCGCACCCCCCCGCAUUAGUCGUCCUUUCGUACUACCCUCCAUCCACUGAUGCCACGACCGGCAGCGUGGCAUUGGUGGGCAAAGGGAUCGUCUACGAUACGGGUGGGCUCGACUUGAAGCUGUCCGGCGCGAUGCAGGGCAUGAAGGACGAUAUGGGUGGUGCCGCGGGUCUUUUAGGAGGUUUCCAGGCCGCCGUCUUGUCGCGCACAAUCACGGCGCGUCCGUUGCAUGUGGUGCUCUGUCUGGCGGAAAACGCCAUCGGCCCGUUGGCCACGCGUCCCGACGACAUCCACACGUUUUACUCGGGAAAGACUGUGGAAGUGAACGACACGGAUGCCGAAGGCCGCCUUGCCCUCGGAGAUGGCGUCGCGUACGCUGUCAAGCACCUGAACCCAAGCCUCCUCGUCGACAUGGCAACCUUGACCGGCGCGCAAGGCCUCACAACGGGACAGCGCAUUGCGUCCGUCUACGCCAACACGAACGAAGCGGAGGCGUGGGCUGUGGCCGCUGGCCGUCGAUCCGGCGACCUCGUGCACCCUGUGCCGUACUGCCCCGAGUUUUUCCGCCCCGAGUACAAGAGCGAAGUGGCUGACAUGAAGAACUACAUGGCCAACACGAAGAACGCCGGCGUGAGCUGCGCCGGUCAAUUCAUCGGGAACCACCUGGGCGAGUACGAAACCAACGGCCACUGGAUCCAUGUUGACAUGGCGUACCCGGUGGCGAGCGGCGGUCGUGCCACGGGGUACGGCGUCAGCUUCGUCCAGGCUUUACUUGCCGAGUACAAGUGAGAAGAAAACGGCCAACUCUGCAUUGCUGUGCCUCUUGGCGGCUCAUGUAAUAGCCACGGUUCUGAUGGUUGUCGCGAUGUCGUUUUGGGGGAAUCGAUCGUCAUCGGCACACUCAACUGAGUCGCAUGGGCGACUUCACGGUGGAUGGUGACCACGGCGCAAUUGGGUUUGGUUGAGAAUUCGUCGAUGCCGAGGGUUACGCACUUGAGUGACGUCCGCACUCAGCGGCAACAGACGCAAGGGCGAUCAUGCCAUGCACGAAUUCAACGGGAAAGCAUCGCAUACACUUCGGACGGAGUUCGGUGCAGGAUGCGAAUGCUGGCCAACAGAUCUUUGCCAGCGGGGACGCACGUAUUCCCUCGAGCACGACAGGGCACCCCAGCUUUCGAUUGCACCUUUCUCAACACUCAAUCGGCAGCCAGCGACGACGGACUGUCCAUGGCCGUCUGUUGUCUGCAGCGCAACCAAGGCACGAUGUGCCCCAGCAUGUUUUAGGGCCGGUCCACGUUGAGAAAAUGCACAAGGGGCUGCAGCAGUCGUCUUGCCACGGCAUAGAAUCGCAUGUCGUGAUGCAUGCUCGGGUAGAAGGCCGCUGUGCAUGUUCGAAUCCAUGCCAACCUCCACCGACUUUCGUAUAUCUAUCGGCUCG
Aphanomyces invadans is the source of this 2231-nucleotide messenger RNA. RefSeq lists its product as hypothetical. Gene Ontology annotation, cellular component: cytoplasm. The record is from RefSeq and is a predicted model, not a curated record. Gene Ontology annotation, biological process: proteolysis. NCBI's taxonomy places the organism in Eukaryota, Oomycota, Saprolegniomycetes, Saprolegniales, Verrucalvaceae. Gene Ontology annotation, molecular function: metalloaminopeptidase activity; manganese ion binding. The coding region runs from base 23 to 1582 and encodes 519 amino acids. The transcript has a single exon.